AUGUCUGAAGAUCAGUCCGACAGCAAUGGAAAUGCUAAAGAAGGAAUUUCGUUCGGAAAUCUUCCUCGUCCUGAGUCGAAAGAAAAAAGCAAACUUACAAUAGGUACCAAUGUUCAGCGACAGGCGCACUCAGAGCCUGUAACACCCGUAACUAGAAGCUCUAGGUCAUCUAUGGACAAACCGAUGGUUCGUCCCGUUGCUAAGAGUUCUGUUACAUUUGCUGCCGCUCAGGGUGCUGGUUUCAUACAGCCACAAUUUGAAGAGUACCCAUACAAUCGACCACAUAGCUUAGCUUCUCCUCCCCCGAGUCCACAUUUUCUUAAAAGGAUCUCGUUUGAUACGUUUAACAAUAAAGCUGCAUCGGAGUUUUCUCUAACUUUAAAAACUCAACAUCGAGCUUACAAAUGGACUCGAGCAUCUCGGACAUUUUUAUGUGGUAUGGAUGAAAAUAUAUACUCCGAAUUUGCUGUAGAGUACUUGUUCGAAUCUCUUUUGUCUGACAACGAUGAAGUCGUUAUCUUGCGAGUCAUUGAUCCUUCUUCCAAAAUGGCGGAAGAGUUAUUGGACGAAAACUCAUAUCGCCUAAUGGCAGAAAACGUGAUGGCAUCUUUACUAAGAAAAAUUGACGAAGAAAAAGCUGUGUCUAUUAUAGUCGAGCUCCUCGUUGGAAAGCCUCAGGAUAUGAUUCUUCGAACUAUUCAUACAUAUUCACCCGACAGCUUGAUUGUAGGCACCAGGGGAAAGCCUUUAAACAGUUUUCAAUCCCUUUUAUCCAGUGGAAGUGUUUCCAAAUUCUGUUUGCAGAGAAGUCCGAUUCCUGUGAUUGUGGUUCGUCCGGAUAGAAAAAGGAUGCGUUCAAAAAACAAACGCCUUAAAGAUAAAACAAGGAAAUCCUAUAUGGAAAUUCUUGAAAAGAGUGGACGCUAA
This is a messenger RNA of Schizosaccharomyces osmophilus, 927 nucleotides long. RefSeq names its product Usp (universal stress protein) family protein. Bases 1 to 927 code for a protein of 308 amino acids. Lineage: Eukaryota; Fungi; Ascomycota; Schizosaccharomycetes; Schizosaccharomycetales; Schizosaccharomycetaceae. The transcript has a single exon. The record is from RefSeq and is a predicted model, not a curated record.